CGGGAAUCCAAUCUGUGGAAUGAUGAUCUAACCACAUCAAAUGAAUCACUUACUGCCUUAGCUGAUGCCAUUAGAGUUGUCAAUGAUCUCAAAGACAUGCGGCAUAAGGUGCUCUCCUCUGACAGAGUAGGAUGAUGCUGAAGAGGCAAAAUUGAUCACCCAGUUGGCUGAAAUGGAUAUCAUAAACGAUCAACUUUUCCAGCAAGCAUAUACUGCAUCAUUGGAUGUUAACAAGUUCCUGGAUCGUUAUGAGAUGUCUAAACUUCUUAGGGGUCCAUAUGACAAUGAAGGUGCUUGCAUGAUCAUCAAAGCCGGAAUGGAAGGCACUGCUUCUGAGAUGUGGACUGAAAAGGUCCUGCAUAUGUAUGCCAGAUGGGCUGAAAAUAAUGGUUGUAAUGUGACAGGUUUGGAGACAUUUCCUUCGAUGGAAGGUGGCACCAAGUUAGCCACUAUUGAGUUUGAAAAGGAGUACAUGUAUGGCUACCUUUCUGGAGAGAGAGGAAUCCAUAGACUGAUCCACAGCUCUCUUGAUGGAUCUACUAUUCGUGAGACUUGGUCGGCAAGCAUAGAUGUGAUCCCCCUUUUCCUUGAGAAGAUGAUUGAUUUUCACAUAGAUGAUAGAGAUAUCGAGGUAUCAUCUCCAUCUCAUGGGGAAACUUUCUGCAGAAGCAAAAUUUCAGUCAGCAUCCAUCAUAUUCCGAGCAAUACGAUUGUGCAAUGCUCAGGUGAAAGGAGCCAGUUUGCGAACAAGAUGAAAGCUCUUAAUCGCCUUAAAGCAAAGCUUCUCGUCAUGGCAAUGGAAGAGAGAUCAGAAACAAACAAGAUAAAAAAUGACGAUUUCUUGAAAGAAAACAAAUAUGAGACAAGGAGGUAUCUGCUUCGCCCUCAGAAAUCAGUACACGAUAUAAAAACUGGAAUAAUUCUCCCUGACCUCAAUUCUGUACUGGAUGGAAAUAUAGAGCCGUUUAUAAGAGCUCAUAUCUGUCUUAGACGAGGAAGAAAGCUUGGAUAGUUAUUCAUAUUUCAUUUGCUCUUUGAACGUCUUUAUUU
Molecule: messenger RNA, 1050 nt
Organism: Dendrobium catenatum
Lineage: Eukaryota; Viridiplantae; Streptophyta; Magnoliopsida; Asparagales; Orchidaceae
Product: peptide chain release factor PrfB3, chloroplastic
Exons: 5
Coding region: 173-1012 (279 amino acids)
Biological process (GO): translational termination
Molecular function (GO): translation release factor activity
Source: RefSeq, a predicted model, not a curated record